Molecule: messenger RNA, 1509 nt
Organism: Exophiala mesophila
Lineage: Eukaryota; Fungi; Ascomycota; Eurotiomycetes; Chaetothyriales; Herpotrichiellaceae
Product: AmmeMemoRadiSam system protein B
Exons: 1
Coding region: 187-1347 (386 amino acids)
Source: RefSeq, a predicted model, not a curated record
UGACUCUUGUGCUACCUGUUGUUCCUCAGCUUCGACCUGACCGACCCCUACUGAAAUCCCCUCCCUUAGUUGAGUAUGAUGCUUUGAUCGUGGGCAGGAACCUCAUCUAGUCAUUCAUUCAUUUACUGCCCUGCUCCUCCUGUCAGAGCAGUCGACUUCUCCUCAUCCAUCCACAGACAACUUACCAUGGCUGUCCGAGAAGCCUCUCACGCGGGGUCAUGGUAUUCAGGUAAUGGUAAACAACUGACAUCCCAACUGGACAGCUGGCUAGCCAAAGUGCCCGAAAAACCCAUCCUUCCAGGAGUAGACAAACUCCCUCUUUCUGGUGCCCGAGCCAUCAUCUCUCCCCACGCUGGUUACGCAUACUCAGGUCCUGCCGCAGCCUGGGCAUUCAAAUGCCUGAAUCUGUCUGAAGCCCAACGAAUAUUCAUUCUCCAUCCCUCCCACCAUCAUCACCUCAGUACCGCAGCCUUACCUGUAGUCGACGCAUAUGAAACCCCAUUAUCCGACUCCCCUCUCCCCCUCGACCACGAAACAAUCGCUGCACUAGUCAAACUUUCCACCGAAGCAAACGGACGUACAAUCAAAUUCACCACCAUGUCUCAAAACAUCGACGAAGCCGAACACAGUGCCGAGAUGCAAUUACCCUACAUCCACCGUCUUCUUCAGAACCUCUACCCCGACCGACCCGAAUCCACAUAUCCCCCACUCGUCCCCAUCAUGGUCGGCGGCACCAACCCAACAACCGAAGCCGCGUUGGGAAAACUCCUCGCUCCAUAUAUUGCCGACAAGGCGAACGCAUUCGUCAUCUCAUCUGAUUUCUGCCACUGGGGAUCACGCUUCGGAUAUACAUAUUACCUACCUGACGCACCAAGCCCAGCCUUAUCACCACUCACAUUACCGAAUGGAGUUCGAGGGACUCAACAAAGCAGUAGUACCCCAGAGAGAGAAGAUCAAGAAACAACACACAAACUUCACACUCUCGGCCAAGGACAUGAUCUCCGAUCCAAUAGCAAAAUCUCCAAGACCGGUCCACAGAUCUAUGAAAGUAUCGCCCACGCCGAUCGAGCUUGCAUGUGUGCCAUUGCCACGGGUGAACACUCGGAGUUUCUACGUGUACUACAAGAGACGGGAAAUACGGUUUGUGGGCGUCAUCCAAUUGGGGUAUUUAUGGCGGGAGUUGAGGAGGUGAAACGGUUGAAACAACACGAGGAGGCGGGUGGUGGUGGGGAGGGGUUAGAUUCGGAGUUUGGUCGCUUUCGCUUUAUGAGGUAUGAACGAAGUAGUGAUGCGGAGUCAUAUAGAGAUAGUAGUGUUAGCUAUGUGAGUGCUUUUGCUGUCUUAUGAGAGGGAGAGGGAGGGAAAGGCAAGCAAGCAGGAAGAACAUCUGCUUUGAGAUACGAGAAUAGAAUCCUUGUUGUCAACAAGGUAAUGCAAUAUACACGGUGUGUGGACACCUUCCUACUCCGUAUGCCCCGUCCCUACUGGAUGUUGACAUGACGGGGUUGU